AUGAGAGAUUUUAUUGGCUUAGGAUAUUCAGAAUUGACCAAAGACUUUCGUACUUGCGAAGGCCAGCAGCCAAGUACUUUGCACCGUAUCAGACCAAUACCUACAAAAAUAUUUGUAAAGACCGUGAUUAUUCCCACUCAUUUUCAAAUUACGGUUAUUUUGAGUAGCUCCAUUGUGUUCUUUAGCGAAGAGUUUUUGAUAUUCUCCAUCUGUUGCUGUUUCUUUACUACCUCCGUUCCCAUCGUACUCAAUGCUGUAAAACGCAAGUAUAAUAUUAAUAUUAAUACUAGUACUAAUCCGAAUACUAGUAGUAAUAAAAGAAUAGUAAUAUUCGAUUAUUAUGCCGAUUUUAAUAAUUGCGAUAAGAAUAAUGAAUAA
Molecule: messenger RNA, 378 nt
Organism: Phycomyces blakesleeanus NRRL 1555(-)
Lineage: Eukaryota; Fungi; Mucoromycota; Mucoromycetes; Mucorales; Phycomycetaceae
Exons: 8
Coding region: 1-378 (125 amino acids)
Source: RefSeq, a predicted model, not a curated record